This is a messenger RNA of Aplosporella prunicola CBS 121167, 1931 nucleotides long. RefSeq lists its product as uncharacterized. Gene Ontology annotation, cellular component: cytoplasm. Gene Ontology annotation, biological process: G1/S transition of mitotic cell cycle; peptidyl-serine dephosphorylation. Bases 228 to 1490 code for a protein of 420 amino acids. The record is from RefSeq and is a predicted model, not a curated record. Gene Ontology annotation, molecular function: protein serine/threonine phosphatase activity. The transcript has 5 exons. NCBI's taxonomy places the organism in Eukaryota, Fungi, Ascomycota, Dothideomycetes, Botryosphaeriales, Aplosporellaceae.
CGCCCAACAACCUCACCUAAUACCCAUACUCUCAGAGCCUCUCGCGCCGUGAUGUGCCAUUCCGCCUGCUCCUAAUCCGCUUGAGCUCUCGACACACUCGCAUCACCGCUCUCUCCUGCGCUGACGCGGCUCCAGUCACACGACAGACGCCCGUAUCUAAGCACCCGCGCUGAACAACGCGCCCCAGUCCCAUCCUCGACCACGACCACCCACCCACCACCAUCACAAUGACAAAAGAAGCCGACGUCCCCCAGCCCGGUCCCGCGCGGAUAUCCAAGGGCGGCGGGCCUGACGAGUGGCUGGAGGCGGCGAAGCAAUGCAAGUACCUGCCCGAGGCCGACAUGAAGAAGCUCUGCGAAAUCGUCAAGGAGUGCCUCAUGGAGGAAUCAAACAUUCAACCCGUCAAAACACCCGUCACCGUAUGCGGUGAUAUCCACGGGCAGUUCUACGACCUCCUCGAGCUCUUCCGCGUCGCUGGCGGCAUGCCCAAUGACACUGUGGUCCCGGAACCAACUGUUCCAACAAAGACCAUUAGCGCGGCAGACAUCGAACCGCCAAGCACCAUCACGGACCCGACUGUCAAACGGAAGAUGAAGAGGCGAUUCCAGGCCGACAGCAAGUACACGGGCCCCGCUAGCCCCGGCGGCGACGAUGACGAAGAGCCCGGCGAGGACGAGGAGGAGCAGCGCGGCCGGAGUCGAAGCGCUAGUGAGAGAGGAAGCUUUGGCGAGUCGGACUCGGGGGCGGGUCAAAACAUCUCUGGCUCCGGAGGCAACGGCAUGCAAAAUUACAUAUUCUUGGGAGAUUUCGUGGAUCGAGGCUACUUCAGCUUGGAGACGUUCACGUUGCUGAUGUGCUUGAAGGCCAAGUACCCCGAUCGCGUCACGCUCGUUAGAGGCAACCACGAAUCACGGCAGAUCACGCAGGUCUAUGGGUUCUACGAGGAAUGCCAAACCAAGUACGGCAAUGCUUCAGUCUGGAAGGCGUGCUGCCAGGUCUUCGAUUUCCUUGCCUUGGCCGCCAUUGUGGAUGGCAAGGUUCUCUGCGUGCACGGUGGCUUGAGUCCGGAAAUCAGGACUCUCGAUCAGAUCCGCGUGGUAGCCCGUGCGCAAGAGAUCCCCCACGAGGGCGCUUUCUGCGAUCUGGUGUGGAGUGAUCCAGAAGACGUGGAGACGUGGGCAGUCUCGCCAAGAGGCGCCGGCUGGCUCUUCGGUGACAAGGUGUCUUCCGAGUUCAACCACGUCAAUGGCCUGCAACUGAUCGCGCGAGCGCAUCAAUUGGUGAAUGAAGGCUACAAGUACCACUUCAAGGACAAGGACGUCGUGACUGUCUGGUCUGCACCUAACUAUUGCUACCGCUGCGGCAACGUCGCGUCCAUCAUGAGCUUGGCGGAAGAUCUGAACCCCAAGUUCACCAUCUUCAGCGCCGUGCCAGAUAACCGACGCGCGGUCCCGGCUGGACGCGGCACGCGUGGCGAGUAUUUCCUAUAGAGUGCUCCGAAGAUGCUGUGCAUACGAUACGUGUUUCUUUCUGUGCUUGAUAUCCGAAUGAAUGAACACCCCAAGGCUAGACAAGGCGGCGGCAACGGGCGGAGCAAGGCAACAACCAGCAGGCAAGGGCAUUGGCGGCGGUGACUUGAGCGAAGGACGCGUGAGGAUUCGGGGAGGUUCGGUUACACGUGUCUCGCGCCCCAUGCGCGUUUACCGGCUUGACUUUUAUUUUGAGGGAGAAAUGUACGGGCGCUCAGAUGGGCAAUGAUUGUUUUGACGACAUGGGCUGUAUUAUAGUUUCGAGUAUACUCUGUAAGAAGAGAGCGAACGCGACACGAGAGGUUGUAGCGGAAGCAGUGCAGCGGAGACGUGACGCGUGCGCCAGAGGCGCGCGGUUAAAGGUGAGGUAUAUAUAGUGCGUUGGCGAAAGUUUUUAGCGGC